AUGAGCGACAUCCUGGAGGGAUUUGUCUCCGCUCAACUCCUCCAGGAUCUGGAGAUGAGCGACGACGACGACGGCCGUGCCGAGGAUCCGGGACCGACGACCGGACCCGAUGGCACCAGACCGCCGGAAAAGUCGGGGCCGACCACCUGCCCCGACACUAGCAACCGCCGGCCGGUACCCCGAGUGGGUACCUACAUCCAGCGGGGUGACGCGGAGACCCAACGACGGGCCAGGUUCCUCGCGACGCCACCACCACCAAGGCAGCCGCGGUCACGGUACCGACAGCGACCGACAGCUGUGCCCCGACGACCGGCGCCCGCCCCGGCCCACAAGACCAUCGACCGGGGGGAGUCGAGCCGAGCCGUGCUGGCCAAGGCCGCAGCCACUCCACCGACUGCCCACGGGCCACCCGCCCGACGACCCUGUCCGCCAAGGCCCGCGCCCGCCAGCAGCCAGCCGCCGAUCCCACCGAGGCCGGUCACGUGCCACGCCGUCACCAUCGGCCAUGGAACACGCGCCCAACCACCACCCACCAGGGCGCCACCGGUACCUACGCACCGCGAGGCCGGAGCAGUGAAAGUGCCUCUGCCGCGCGGGGGGGCGGUGCUGGUGCCGUACUCGGCGGUGUUCCGGAACCGGAGAUACCGGGCCGAGAAUGCGCAGGGACGGUGGCUGAUCCGUUUCGACCACCAGGGUGGCAUCCGGACGGUGAAGAAGUUGCCGGCCAGAGGGGACACGAGUGCGUAG
This is a messenger RNA of Wasmannia auropunctata (little fire ant), 747 nucleotides long. Its product is annotated as formin-like protein 14. NCBI's taxonomy places the organism in Eukaryota, Metazoa, Arthropoda, Insecta, Hymenoptera, Formicidae. The record is from RefSeq and is a predicted model, not a curated record. The transcript has a single exon. Bases 1 to 747 code for a protein of 248 amino acids.